UGCAUCUUCCGACCAUCACCUUCUCUCGUAUCUUGCCAAAGUCAACCUUGCGUGCCUCAACUGCUUGGUCCAGACUUCUGGUAGCUUUCGUUAUUGUCGCUCAUUUCAGAAGACUCUCGUUGCUGUCUUACACCUCGGUUUCAGUCGCGUUUCAAGCAAUGCGAUAGCCAAGUUUCAACGUCAUCACUUUGCUAAAAUUGUUGGGCCUCGGUUGAGUGUUGGUUGGGCAAGAAACCAAGUCUCUGGGCGCAAACCAGCGACAGCAAUGUCGCCCUCUGCAGUCCACAGCAAGGUCACUCCACCAUACCAGAGACCGAAUCUACAUAUUCACGGCAUUGGAGUCGAAUACCCUCCUUACGAAAUCAAAUCCGAACAUUUGGCCACUCUCGCAAGGCGCCACUAUCCCAGUUCUCCAGCACUUGACAAAGUGCUGACGAUCAAUGAGUACACGGGCAUCGACGCUCGUUCGGCCAUUGGAAAUAUUGAUCAUCCUGUCGCUAAUGGAGCGGAACCCCCAACAAUAGCCGAGUUGUGCGAUCUGUUCCUCGACUACGGCGUAAAGCUGUCCGUCGAAGCAUGCCGCAAGGCUUUGGAGCAAUGGGGAGGUGAUCUGUCCGAGAUCACACAUGUUGUUGCCACCACCUGCACCAAUUCUGCCAAUCCGGGCUACGACCACUAUGUUGUUAAACAACUCGGUCUCAACCAGAGCAUUGAAAAGGUGCUGCUGCACGGUGUGGGUUGCAGCGGCGGACUAGCAGCGCUGAGGACCGCCGCCAACAUUGCUCUUGGUUCCAGCUUCCGACGAAAACCUGCUCGCAUUCUGGUCUUUGCCUGCGAGAUCUCUAGUAUCCUCGUUCGAUCCGAGCUGGACUCGAUCCACAAGAAUCAAGAGGUCAGGAUAGGCGUCACUCUGUUCAGUGAUUGCGCAUCGGCAGUGGUGCUUGGGAACGGUUUCAGUGAUCGUUAUGAUGAAGAGCCGUUACUGGAGCUUUUGGGGUGGGACCACAGAAUUAUCGAAGACACCGAAAAAGAUCUCGGUUUUGACGUCGACCCACUCGGUUGGAAGGUCGUCCUCACCCAGCGAGUGCCCAAGCUUGCGUCGGCAGCCGUACCUUCCAUGUUCGAGGAUUUGGUGGGGUCGGUACCCGAGCUGGUAGACCUAGGAAAGUUUAAAGCCUCAGACUACGACUGGGCACUCCAUCCGGGUGGCUCGACUGUCAUCACUGGGGUCGAGAGAGCCAUGCACUUGACUCCGGAGCAUCUUCGAGCGAGCUAUGAGACAUACAUUACUCACGGUAAUAGUUCAAGUGCCACCAUAUUCAGUGUUAUGGAUCGGCUUUUGAAGGGUGAAACCACUGAUCAUAUAGUCGGGUGUGCGUUCGGUCCCGGCAUAGCUGUCGAGAUGAUGGUACUCAAGCGCAGUGCGCCACGUCCCGAUCCAGGAACGGUCAGCCCGGCGGAGAGUCUAACCGAGACCCUCGUUGCAGAAGAUGUCGAUUGAGGUUAUUGGAGGAGGGUGCCUGAUGCAUUCCGGCGAUCCUUCUGGUAUAAAGCAGUCCAGCAAUGAUGGAGGAGUGCUGCAAAGCAUAUCGAAUGCACGAAUACAUAGAGAAAUGCCUCCGAGUAGAUGAUUGGAGCCCUUGCUUGUGUUUGUCGGUGCAAUCUGACCGCUGAUCGUACGAAGGGAGCGAUAUGGUACAAUGCUAGAGCACCUGCAACUUUGCCAGCCGUGUUAUCGAGAGGUCGGGCAACAAACACCGUGGCCAGGAGGACAGAGACCAGCAACAGCACCGCAUAUUGUCGAAUGACCGCAUGGGCUUGAGGAGUGUGUAUGCCGAGUUGUCUACUAGGAAAGCAGAAGAAGUUUAUAGACGCCGGAAUCUCGAUGAUGAUAUGGAUAAGG
Exophiala xenobiotica is the source of this 1903-nucleotide messenger RNA. RefSeq lists its product as uncharacterized. The record is from RefSeq and is a predicted model, not a curated record. The transcript is spliced from 3 exons. Lineage: Eukaryota; Fungi; Ascomycota; Eurotiomycetes; Chaetothyriales; Herpotrichiellaceae. Gene Ontology annotation, molecular function: acyltransferase activity, transferring groups other than amino-acyl groups. Gene Ontology annotation, biological process: polyketide biosynthetic process. The coding region runs from base 266 to 1501 and encodes 411 amino acids.